Messenger RNA from Protobothrops mucrosquamatus (brown spotted pit viper), 1827 nucleotides. It is a transcript of the gene L3HYPDH, whose product is annotated as trans-L-3-hydroxyproline dehydratase. Gene Ontology annotation, molecular function: hydro-lyase activity. Lineage: Eukaryota; Metazoa; Chordata; Lepidosauria; Squamata; Viperidae. The transcript has 5 exons. The record is from RefSeq and is a predicted model, not a curated record. Bases 1 to 1080 code for a protein of 359 amino acids.
AUGUCCGCGGGCGAUCGCGGUGAUUGGCUGCCCCCGCGCGAGCCAGGCAGCCCGACCAUCCGUACGGUGGAGAUGCACGCGGGAGGGGAGCCGCUCCGGGUGGUGGUGCCUGGCGGGCUGGGCCUGCUGGAACCCGGGCCUGAGCUGCCUCUCCUGAGUCGGCGGCGUCGCCUGCUGGACUCCCCGGAGCUGGACGCUGUAAGGCGGCUGCUGAUGCACGAACCCCGCGGACACCGCGACAUGUACGGCGCCGUGGUGGUGCCCAGCGAGCUGCCCGAAGCCGCCCUCGGAGCCCUCUUCAUGCACAACGAGGGAGCGAGCUCCAUGUGCGGCCACGCCGUCCUUUGCCUGGGCCGCUUUGCCCUCGACUACGGCCUCUGCCAGCCCUCGCCUUCCCCCGGCGAGACCGCCGUCACCAUUCACUGCCCCUGCGGGCCCGUCAAGGCUUUUGCGUCCUGGGACGGGCAGCGCAGUGGAAGCCGCGUUCGUUUCCACAGCGUGCCUGCCUUCGCCGCGGCUACCGAUAUAACCAUUGAUGUUCCUGGCUAUGGAAAAGUCCUCCUUGAUGUUGGCUAUGGGGGUGCUUUCUAUGCAUUUCUCAGUGCUGAACAAUUAGGCCUUGAUGUGUGUUCCUCAAAAAUUAGGGAUCUUGUAGAUGCGGCAUCUGCAGUAACUGAAGCUGUAAAGGCUCAGUUCAAAGUUCACCACCCUCUCAUUGAAGAGAUGGCUUUCAUUUAUGGAACUAUACUGACAGAUGGGAAAGAUGAAUUUAGUGAUGAACCUACAAGUAAUAUAUGUGUAUUUGCAGAUGCACAGGUUGAUCGAAGUCCUACAGGAUCAGGUGUAACUGCUCGCAUUGCCUUACAAUACCAUAAAGGAUUAAUUCAGCUGACCCAGACCAGGACCUUCAGAAGCAGUUCAACUGGUUCCUUGUUUACUGGAAAAGCAAUAAAGGAAACAAAAUGUGGCGAUCACAAUGCUGUUAUAGUAGAAGUCUCAGGAGAAUCUUUUUAUACCGGAACGUCAACAUUCACUCUUGAAAAAAAUGAUCCACUGAAAUAUGGUUUCUUUCUCAAGUAAUUGCUUUUUUAAUGACUCUGAUGAAAAAGAUGCAUUUUUGUUUAGUUUUGAUUAUUGUAUUGGCUUUCAUUUCUUACUGAUAAUUAAUAAAUAAUUAUAAGAACACAGUGUAGCCAAAGUUAAGCAUUUUCAUAUCUACUACAAAAUCUUUGGUUGGUCAACAGGAACACGAUGGCAGGAUGGUAAGUCAUAAAUAUUUUUUCUUGACAUGUGAAAAACCUUGUAGGGGACAAAUAGGAAAUUAGAAUAAUUUAUAAUGAAUUAAUAAACGUAUGAUAGCAAAAUGCUGUAAGUAAUAAUAAAUUAGAAUUGCAUUAGUAGUUAGAUAUUUAAAAACAGCUUACAAAGAAGUUGAUCAAGGAUUUCUGAGGAUAACUACUUUUUCACUGACAGUUGAAAUGUGGGAAUUUUUUUGCUAGACGUUUUGUGUGUAUGUUGGGGAAGGAUACCUAUUCUUUGAAUUACAUUAUGGAUAUCAAUUAUAGUGGUUAACAUUUGUUAAAAAAUGAAAGUCUUAAAGGCCUUUACUGGGAAUAUAACUGAUUAAGUUCACUGUGAUUCAAUGCUGAGUAACCAUGCAGAAUUAAACAGUUUGUUUUCCCCCUUGUUUAUGAAACAAGUUGUUUUAUCUGAUUUUGACCUUUUCUUACAUGGCUGUACAACUAUCCAUGUUGGAUAGGCAAAACAAUUACCUUCUUAAAAUUGAGUAUACUGUAAAGAUUGAUGGCCAACACAUGGAUUUAUUAA